GGGUAGACCGGACCAUGCCUUAAACAGGCCGGGCUAUAGCCCCCCUCACAUGACAGGCCGCCUGGCCUAUUCAGAGGUAGAGCAAGACCGGUGGGAGGUGCUCGUUCACGGUCCACGGAGAAGAUGGAGAAGAUACGGUGCCAGAGGAUCGGUUGCAACGCCGUCUUCACCGUAGAUGACAAUCCAGAAGGUUCCUGCAUUUAUCAUGAUUCGGCCUAUGUUCCAUGACGGAACGAAAGAGUGGAAUUGUUGCAAGAAAAGAAGUCAUGAUUUCAGCUUGUUUCUGGAAAUUCCUGGGUGUAAGACAGGGAAACACACAGCUGAAAAACCAGUUUUAACAAAGCCAGCUGCUGCUCCAAGCAGACAAUUUCCUGCUUCAACUCAAAUAGCAGAUGGAUCCCUCAAUGAAAAUUGUCCUAGGUGUCGCCAGGGUUUCUUCUGUUCAGAUCAUGGUUCUCAACCCGGACAGGUAAAUCCAAAAUCAUCAAAUACAGUAUCCACCACCUCUAGUGGAAGUGAUCAUGAUUUACAUGAGUGUCAUCCCCCACCAAAGAAGAUAAUUGAUAUAAACGAGCCUCAAAUUUGUAAGAAUAAGGGAUGCGGUAAGACCUUCAGAGAGAAAGAAAAUCAUGACAAUGCUUGCAGUUACCACCCUGGCCCAGCUGUAUUCCAUGAUCGAAUGAGAGGGUGGAAAUGCUGUGAUAUUCAUGAAAAGGAAUUUGACGACUUCAUGAACAUUCCACCUUGCACGAAGGGAUGGCACAGUGCUGAUCCAGUUACAUGAUUGGAACGAAUGAUAUGAAAAAUUUCCAUUCCGUCAAUUUUGAUUCUGUAUGGAAUUUCUGAUCUGUUGUAGAGAAGCUGUUGCUCAAAUAUUCUUUGGAGUCUUACAAAUUGUGAAAUGAAUUUGGCGAAGUUCUUGGAUUGUGGUAUCAUUUCAUGCUUAAGAUUGACACUAAUCCUGUCAUCCAUGAUCUGGUUUUGUUCAUGCAUUUUUUAUUUCUACUUUUCACUAUCAUUUAUGUGAUACAAGGGAAG
Molecule: messenger RNA, 1038 nt
Organism: Cuscuta europaea
Lineage: Eukaryota; Viridiplantae; Streptophyta; Magnoliopsida; Solanales; Convolvulaceae
Source: the annotation of a GenBank genome assembly